Molecule: messenger RNA, 2580 nt
Organism: Funneliformis caledonium
Lineage: Eukaryota; Fungi; Glomeromycota; Glomeromycetes; Glomerales; Glomeraceae
Source: the annotation of a GenBank genome assembly
AUGACACAACUUAAACCGGUACGAAUACCGGAUAACACGAAAAGAUUAAUGAAUUCGAUUUCAAAAAUAGUAUCCCUUUUAAAUAUUAAGUCAUUUUCACAUUCAUUUCUUUCAUAUUUAAUAUGUUGUCUUAUUAUUUGCAAUUUAAAUUCAUUUGGAGUAUAUUGCCAACAAAUAAAUUCAGAUGGAACUAUUUCUGUACCUUUUAUGCAAUGGACUGAUUUGAAAAGUAAAUUAUCUGGUUCUGCACCGCCUGGAUUGAAAGAUUUCGCUUUUGGAUAUUCUAAAGAGAGCAAUUUAGUAAUAAUUUUCGGUGGAACAACACCGAGUGGGGGUAAAUCUGGAAUAACAUAUAUAAUUGAUUUCAAUGAAAAUUCGUGGAAGAGACCUGCCGAUUAUGGAUUACCUACAUCUAAUCAACUUAAUCCGGAAGCAAGGUCAAAUAUGAUUUUUGGAGUUGAUAAAUCUUCAAGUUAUCGGAAUGCGUUUAUUAUUGCUUGUGGUGUAGGAUCUGGAAACAUGCUUUAUAAUGAUGUUUGGGCAUUUGAUUUUAAUUAUAAACAAUGGACUAAAGUUGAAAAUGUUACCGGAGAAAUUCCGCCAAUGUAUGGUAGUUUUGGUGGAAUUGAUGUUACAUUGGCAACACCAUCUCAAACGGAAGAAAAAAAUACACUAUGGGCAAGUCAUGGAACAAAUGGAACCCAUUUUUUUACUGAUCUUUAUGCUCUUGUUUUAACUGGAACGUUAAUUCCAAAUUUGAUGACCCUAACAGCUACUUGGUAUAAAGUUCCUGUUGAUGGAGAAAUUCCUACGGGACGUAAUUCAGUUGCAGGUACUAUAUUACCAAAUAAAAGAUUGGUAAUGUAUGGAGGAUGUGACAAUCUCGAAGGAAAGUGUGCAAAAUCUGAUGCUUAUUCUUUGAAUUUGGGAAGUAAUUAUCUCAAUGGACAAAUUCCAACUAGUGCAACACCUUUAUGGAGCAAAAAGAAUUCUUGUCUGGGAGCAAGAUCAGGAGCUGCCAUGUCCAUGAACAGUAAUCCUGCUAUCACUUACCCAAAUCAAGCAAUUGUUUAUGGUGGAAGUUCACCUGAAGGAAAAUCUGUUGGAUCAGAUGGUGAAAUCGGUGUGUUAGAUGCUGAUUUGGGAAAUUGGGUUCGUGUUCUUCCGGAAAGAGAUCCAGUUUCCGGAUUUCCACCUCAAAGAGCUGGAGCUCAAUUGAUUCCUAUUCCAGUACCGAUUGGUGCAGCCGGAAUUGCAGCUACGGAUAUUUUAUUAUUCGGAGGAGAAGGUUUAGAUGGGAACAAAUCCAAUUUAAAUGAUCUUUGGUUAUUGAGAUUAUACACAAAUGCUACUUCAGGAGAUGCAGCGAAAUCAUCACCGAUGGAAUUUCUUUCAUGUAUUCAAGAUGUUAAAGUGCCUAAUUCUGGAGAUGGCGAUAAUAAAUCAGGUGAUUCGUAUGAUUUCUCAAAGUCAACUCCAAAAGGUCAUGUGCAGUUUUCAACAUUAAGUUAUUUAUUAUUGCCAUUAUCAGCAUCAGUUAUAAGAUUUGGUUAUGGAUCAAAUCAGAAAUUUACAAUAGCAAUGCUAUACACAAUAUUUAUAGCAGCUUCAUACGCAACGGCAUUUUAUGGAUUUGCAAUAGCAUUUCAGGACAUUCCAAAAUCCUCCCAUCAUUUUGUUACAUCGCAUGGAUUAAUAGGAUUAGUGUUAUUAAUAUUAUUGUAUAUAUUUGUACCUAUAAUGGCCAUUACAUCAUUAUGCGUAAUUGGAGGAUCAGGAUGUUUUAAUUGGCGAAAUUCAGAAUCAAAUUCAAAGUCGGUUAAAUCAUUUGAAGUUUCUAGACCAGGAAAUCGAUUAGCAUCGGGAGAAGUUCCACCAACGGUUAAACCUUCUAAUAAUUGGAUGGAAGCGAGAAAAGGUGUUACGAUGGUUGAAAGUCAUCCAACAAUGUCAUCACAAGGGUCAAGGAACGAUAGUUUACAAAAUGGUCCAACCUCAACAAUAACAUCACAAAGUUCUGCUAUAACGAAUUCAAGUAGACGAGGAUUAGACGCGCGACCAAUCCCAUCAAUUCCAGAUCAAUCACAUCCAGCAUCAUCUUCAUUUGCAAUAAAAACAAAACAUGCUCAUCAUAUAAUCGCACAAUUGAUUUUAGUGUUUACAGCGAUAUUUAUUGGAGUGUCAUUAUAUAAAACGAGGAUCGUAGGCUCAUUAUAUUUUUAUGCAUUUAUUGGAUUUAUGGUAAUCAUUUAUUUAAUUUGGAUUAUUGCAGCCUGGUAUGGAUAUCCAAAGGGUAGAAACAGUUUACUUGUAUUAAUAAUGCAUGAGAUUGGUUACGGUAAAGGUGAAAUUAACGAAAUGAAAAAAUACGAUUUUGAAGGAUAUAAUAUUAAUAGUAGUGGUGGUGCUACAAUAUCGUCACCACAAUCUCCUUCUGAUAGGAUGAGAAAUGUUAGAAGCGAAGAAGAUGAUGAUAUGGAUGAAGCAGCUGAACAGGCUCAAUUAGAACAAGAUAUGUAUAAUAGAGAAGUCGUUGUUAUGACAAUACCUAAAAGACGAUUAACGGUUGUAAAUGCAUAA